Galeopterus variegatus (Sunda flying lemur) is the source of this 2648-nucleotide messenger RNA. It is a transcript of the gene AIRIM, whose product is annotated as chromosome unknown open reading frame, human C1orf109. Bases 1133 to 1744 code for a protein of 203 amino acids. The record is from RefSeq and is a predicted model, not a curated record. Gene Ontology annotation, cellular component: cytoplasm; nucleus. NCBI's taxonomy places the organism in Eukaryota, Metazoa, Chordata, Mammalia, Dermoptera, Cynocephalidae. The transcript has 5 exons.
GUGUGCUUGUGUGUGGGUUGGGAAGUGAUAAAUAAUCCUGCUUCUCCUCCUCUGAGUUCAGAACCAGUUGAGGAAAUAAGCAAAGGUGCCAGACAGGCUCUUGCUGGGUGGCCACCAGCAGGCUUGGGGACAGAGCAGCCCAUGUACAGGAGCCCUGGCAAGCCCGGCCCUUCCUGAAAGGUUCUCUCUCUCUCCAUUCCACCCUGGCCCGUUGAUCCCGAUGCAACAAAUAUCUGAAUGUGGCUCUUCUGCCCAAGGUCAGCCCUGGGUAGUGGGUGGAGGGUAACAUUGCGGUCUGCUGGGUGCCUGAGGGUGUCCGCCAAAGUGGCCAAAAUUAGAGGUGAUGAUAGUCCUGUACCUCAUGUGGGCUUUCCCGCUAGCAGGUGUCUUGAUCCUGGGCAAGUCGGGUUUCCUGGCCUCUCCGUCUCAGAGCUUCAACCCACUCCCCAGGAGGUCCGACCUCUCUUGGUAUCCAGUAUGUCCACGUGCGUCUUAGCCAGAAUUACCACGUAGGAGUCUGUGACUCACCAGUUUUUAUCCGUUGACUGUGCCCACGAAGUGUCAAUUCAAUAGUGUCAUUAGGCACAGCCGGAGGUGCAAGUUGAGAGGGAGCGGCUCUGAGGCUUACUGGACAGGUUACCUCCGCCAUCCAAUUCCAACUCAACUGCCAGUCUGACUAAUAAGUCGCUGUCUUGGGACAUCCAAUCACGAGGAAGCUCCGUAAUCAGGCAGCCAAUCCACACGUAGGACUACAGCGUCCAGAAGUCAUUGCGGUUGACCUCAGUUUUACGACUAUCUGCGCUGGCCUGAGGUUGAGUUUAGGGGGUUACUCUUGAGCAUGCGCAGAGAACCUGCAGGCGCGUGGUGGUGGCUCUGGCUCGAUCUCGCGCUUUGUCUACCUUAGCUUUAAGUUUUCUCGCUGGUUUCGGGAAUGCGCCUGGCACCCUCAAAGAAGGGAGACAUUCCGGCUCUGGAAGCAUGGGUCUGAAGGGAGACAGUGCUUGGGCCGGGAACGUGCAGUCUGAAGCAGGAGACCGCUCUAUCCCGGAGGAACUUUCUUUGAGGGAUAGGCCAGGACCCCCUUCCUGAGGUGGGAAGCAAGGUUCUUUCCAACAGAGAGCUCCUGAAGAAGAUGACCCAAGACCUGCCUUUGCUGGCUGUGCAGGAGGCCCUGAGGAAGUGCUUCCCCGUGGUGGAGGAGCAGCAGGGCCUGUGGCAGAGCACUCUGCGGGCCUGCCAGCCCCUCCUGGCCUCCCUCAGCAACCUGGCAGAGCAGCUGCAGGCAGCACAGAAUCUGCGGUUUGAGGACGUGCCGUCACUGCGGGCCUUCCCCGACUUGCAGGAGCGGCUGAGGCGCAAGCAGCUGGCAGCUGGUGACACUGUCCUGGACAAGCUGGGGGAGAGGCUAGCCACCCUCCUCAAGGUACGUGACACAGUCAGCAGCCAUGUGGAGCAAGUGUUUCAGAUCUAUGAGCAACACGCAGCCAUGGCUGGCAUUGAUGCUGUCUUGGAGCCUUCAGUUCUGAGCCCUUCUGUGGCUGACAUGUUGGAAUGGUUGCAAGAUAUUGAGAGACAUUAUCGAAAUUCGUACCUGAAGAGAAAGUAUCUCCUCUCCUCAAUCCAUUGGGGAGACUUGGCAAACAUCCAAGCUUUGCCCAAGGCCUGGAACCAUAUAUCAGAAGAUGAACACCAAGACAUUGUACAAGAUAUCCUAUUGAAUGUUUCCUUCUUCCUGGAAGAGUAAGAAAGCUGUGUGUUUAUCUGGAGACCAGGGUCACCACAGUUGAAGACUGACAUUGCUGCACUCUGACAUUCUAAAGAAAUGUCAGUAUUGCAGCCUGACAUAUUUGAAAUAUCAAUGCCUAAGAAUGGGGUCUUGGGGAGCAUUGGUGCUAGAUGUCUCUGAUGUUAGAGCUUCUCCAUGCCAUGUCAUGGCCGAGAAUACAUGGGCCACCCCUUGCCCUUCUCUGAGGCUCAGGGAAGAGGAUGGAGGCAGACAGAAAGCAGGAAAGGCAGUACUGAAGAACACAAUGUCUUUGUGUCCAUCAUAGGACCCAAAGUGGUAGGUAAGGAAAGGACAGGAGAUAAAGAGUGGCACUGCCCUUGGCAUUAUCCAAAGCACUGAAUCUGGUUGACAUUUAUGUAUUUGUCAAUACCUGACUCCUUGAUGAAAGAGAUAGUAGUUUUGAUGAUUUAAAGAAAUAAGGGUGAUGUUGAUGGAAAACAUUUAAAAUUUUUGGACCAAUUGCAAUAGCUCAUCAUCAAGCCAGUUUCAGUUUCAGAGCCUGCCACCAGGGGGAGGUGGUGCUGCAUGAGUAAUUCUGAAUUCUUUGUCUUUGAAGAGUGUUUCCUUAUUGCUAUUACCAUCUGAGAGAAAGUAACUGGGGAUAGUGAGACUCCCAAAAUCACAGGGUUUUUUUUGGCCAAAGCUGGCAUCUGUCUGACUUGCCACGUUCCUCUGAGUUUGGAGUAACUGCACAGAUGGGAGAACACCAGCCCAGAGUCAGGCGAUCAGGGUUACAUGUCUGAGGUUCAUCUGUGCAAUGGUUGUGUUACUUGCAGAACUUUUGGCUUCCUGGGUUGUAGAAAUCUUGGUAAUUGGAUCUAAAGGGGCUUAAUAAAGAGAAUAGAUGUUUUUCAAGAUGAAA